GCAAGUCUCCAGAGGCAAUCCCAGGCUCACACCAGCAGUGCUCACUUGAUGUAUCUGCGCUAUCCACACUGGUUUUUGGGCUUUGUGACAAGCAUGCACUGACUGAUCUCACAUAACUCUCUGGCAUGCUCUAACUGCGCGUGGAUUUGAGCAAAGUUAGAUUUUUGGAGCAUAAAAAUUCAGAUAUUUUUCUCUUUAAUCUGGAAGCACCCUUCUGGAUCCGAUGAUCACAGGGCAGCUGAGCAAACCGCUGCUCCCUCUGCGUGCCGAUAUGGACGCCUGCGAGCUGCGGGAUGACGACAAAGCGGCCAGCCCGGACAGCGAGCUCAACGAGGAGCCCUUGCUGCUGUCAGCUGACACAGACUCGGAGAAGAUGUAUGGUGGUCGAGUUGGUUCAGUUCAGUCUGAUGCCAGCAGCAGUCCCACAGAACAUGGUCAUAUGACUCACCCCACAUACCCUGUUGGACCACAGUCUCUGCUGGUUGCUCAGCAGUUGGCAUCAGCGGUUAGUGGAGUGAUGUCCGGAGGAGCUCCUGGUCUUAACCAGCCCAUUCUGAUCCCCUUUAACGCUGGCGGGCAUCUCGGUGGGCAGCAGGGCCUGGUUCUGUCUCUGCCCACUGCUGCAAACAUACAGGGCCUGGUGGCAGCCGCUGCUGCUGGAGGCAUCAUGACGCUCCCCCUACAGAAUCUGCAAGCUACCUCAUCCCUAAACUCUCAGCUCCAGCAUCUUCAACAGCUCCAACAGCUUCAGCAUCACCAGCAACAGCAUCAUCAUCAUCAUCAACAACAGCAACAGCAGCAACAACAACAGCAACGAGAACGAGAGCAGCGUGAAAGAGACCAACAACGAGAACGCGAACGUGAACAGCACCAACAGCUCUGUGGUCCAACACAUCUCCAGCCACCUAGCCAUCAUCAGCUCACUCCUCCGAUUCAGUCACAAGUCUCUGGACCUUCUCCAGGCUCUGCCUCCAUCUGUUCCUCCUCCAAUCAUAGUUCAGCCCAGCCUCCUCAGUCUCCGCCCCCUCAUAGGCAAAACCAAUCACCAGCUCACAGCUUGCCAUCACCUGUCACACCUCCUCUGCCACUACAGCUCAACCCUCUGGCCAGUCAGGCAGCGGUUGCUGCAGCAGCAGCGAUGGGUUCAAUUGCCGGGUCACAGGUGUUUGGUAAUGCUCUCUCCAGCCUGCAGGGGGUCACUGGACAACUGGUCACCAAUGCACAAGGACAGAUCAUUGGUACGAUCCCUCUGAUGCCAAAUUCGGUAGGACCUUCCAGCCAAUCAGGGGGCGGCACUCCCUCACUGCAGGUCCAGCCAAUCACACCGCAGCUGCUGACCAAUGCACAGGGUCAGAUUAUAGCCACUGUGAUUGGCAACCAGAUCCUGCCAGUGAUCAACACCCAGGGAAUUACACUGUCACCCAUUAAACCUGGACAGCAGCUGCCGCAGGCCUGUCAGACUUCACAGGCCCCUCCGGUGUCUCAGCCGAGUCUGCUCCGUAUGCCCCACAGCCAGAGCCCCCUCCACCAGGCCUCUUCCUCCUCCUCAACAUCAUCGUCCUCAUCCUCGGCUCUUAGCGUCGGGCAGCUAGUCAGCAAUCCUCAAACAGCCCCUAACGAGGUGGAUGGUGUGAACCUGGAGGAGAUUCGAGAAUUCGCCAAAGCGUUUAAAAUUCGCCGACUGUCUCUGGGUCUGACUCAAACUCAGGUGGGCCAGGCUCUCAGUGCAACUGAAGGCCCAGCCUACAGCCAGUCUGCCAUCUGCAGACACACCAUCCUGAGAAGCCACUUUUUCCUACCACAGGAAGCCCAAGAGAACACUAUAGCUAGCAGUCUGACAGGCAAACUGAACCCUGGCCUUUUAUAUCCUGCCAGGUUCGAGAAGUUGGACAUCACCCCAAAAAGCGCCCAGAAGAUUAAGCCCGUGCUGGAGCGCUGGAUGGCCGAGGCGGAAGCCCGCCAUCGCUCUGGUAUGCAGAACCUGACCGAGUUUAUCGGCAGCGAGCCCUCCAAAAAGCGCAAACGCCGGACCUCUUUCACGCCGCAGGCCCUGGAAAUCCUCAACAGCCACUUCGAGAAGAAUACUCACCCCUCCGGUCAGGAGAUGACAGAAAUCGCAGAGAAACUGAACUAUGAUCGCGAGGUGGUGCGCGUUUGGUUCUGCAAUAAGAGGCAAGCAUUGAAAAACACUAUAAAGAGGCUUAAACAGCCCGAGCUCGGGCCAGUCGCACCGAUGGACCCUAUGGUUGAUAAUAUGGAGGAACACCCUUAGCUUGAUACGAGUGCCACGAGGCGAACAUGCACCGAUGACGAAACUUCUGAUGUUGUGGACUUAAAGACCUGGACGAUUGCUAUCCGAUGCACCAUCGACUGGAUGAACUGUCAACAAAGGCAAAAAUAAAUAUUUGUCAGUGUUAUCAUCACAAAAGCAAAAACCAAAAAAAGUUUAGAAAAAAAGAGAGUUAUAGUACUGACUCAUAAGCAGAUUGUGAGGAAUAAAGAACAAGGGUCUUGUUUAAAUCAAGGAUGGUGAAGAAACUACUUACCAAAGUUUGUUGCAUCUGAUACCUGAGGUUUUUUAAUUGUAAAUGUGUUUUACAUUUUUACAUUUUUACUGGCAAAAAAAGAAAAGAAAAAAAAAAAGAUUCAUGUGAUGGGUGUAUAUGGGUGUGACAUUUGAUCUUUGUCUUAUUUUAUCACUUGGGUUUUUAUGUAAAUAUUUCUGAUAAAUUGUCACCAAAUUGAAAUCACACGUUCCAAAAAAAACAAAACAAAACAACAACAACAAAAAAAUCUUUGAGAAGUUUAUUUCAAAAUUGUCACAUUUCUGCUGUCUGUCAUUGUCAAAUGUGUCAUCUCACUUGUUCAUUAACAUUAAGGCAUCCGUCAUGAAAGAGUGCACUUGGGAGGAAUAUUUUGCAAAGAGAUUCUCAGUGAACAUGCCACAGAUAUCCACAUUCGUUGCAGCUGUGAUUAAAGCUAUUUAAUGGUGUUGCCAAAGCCUCCUAGCCAAAGAACAAGGACAUUGUAUGGCAUACCUUGGCCUGAACCAUUUUAUCAUUUUCAAGUGAUCGGAUGAUUUUAUUUUUAAAAGCUAAGGGUUACUGUUUUAUUUUACUUGUCAUGCUUGACAAAAAAUACAUACAUGUAUAUACUUAUAAAGAUUUCAAGUAAAUGAGAUGAAUUACUUUAAAAAAAAUUCACUUGGGUUAUGCAAGUUAUCUUUUGUCUAUGUGUCUUUUUCAUCUUUGGUGCUUAAGGUUUUUUUGGUGCAGAAGCUUAAUUGUGUCAGUCAGACUUUCUCAGAUGGAAAUGACUGGAAAUACUCACCUUGGAUGAAACAUUUGACUGAAUAUACACCUAAAUUUAAAUUAAAAUAAAGAAUCAGUGUCUCAAAUACUGCACCAUCCUACAAACCUUCAGCCCAUCUUACAGUUAGAUUUAGAGUAAUGUAAUGAAUUGUUUUUAGUCUCUUUUUCCUUAUGCUUUUUAUUGUAUAGUUCUUAUACUGUAUAACAAGCAUUUCAACUAAAAAAUAAAAGCAGUGGUAACUAACUGGUAACUAAAAAAGUAUGAUGUUCAUUUUAACACUGAUGUUAAAAUAGCCUAGAAGUUCAAUGAUAGCAAAUGUUUAAAGUAUUUUGCUGUGGACAUGAUUAUUCAACGAUAUCUCGCAACCAGUUUGUAGGCAUUUAACGCGGUGGCUAAUUCGUACAAAGUUGUACUCAUAUGAUUUUGGCAGGCUAAGGUGUAGGACAUUCAUACAAAUUCAUACGAAUUACCCACCUCGUAAAAUACGUAUGAAUGGCCAUGAGAUCGGAUUGGAAUAUUCACUUCAUACUUAAACAGAGAGCAAAAAUAGUCAGUUUACAAAUAAAUUAAAUGUUUUGAAAAGAAAAUCUUUUGAGGUAUUUAUGCAAAUGUAAUUCAACGCAAUGGGCAUAAGUUACAGAAAAAUUGUCUUGCUUCUGACAUCUACGUAACGGAUAACUUGAUUCGCAUUAAAAAAAAAUUGAAUGCCUGAUUGCAUUGACUCGGCUCAUCUCGUAUUAGAUGAAAUCCCCCCAUCCUGUUCAUUUUCAUGAAUUCAGUAGCAUGGCAUUUGUGUGUGGCUGCAGAGACAGGACGUCUUAAGGUAUACAGGCUUAUGAAAUAAAGCUGUAACCAAAAAUUCAAACCAAGAGACGAGAAUCUUAGUUCUGCCUUUGCUCAUGUUUUCAAUGCUGGACCAAAGCUCAAUAGUUUUAUGCACAUUGUACAGAGAAAUGGCUAAAUGUCGCUGACAAUCUUGAAAUAUGUAACUGAUUGAAGAAAACUGAUUAAAUGGAGUAUAUCAUUCAAAUUACCUCAGCACUGUCCUGCUAAGUAGUGAGCAAUGUCAUAAGAUGCUACCUUUCUGCAAAGGUUCACAGCGAAACACAAAAGACUUGUGUAUAUGUUUGUAAGUAGUUACACCUGCUUUUCUUAACGAUGUGCUUUCCAGGGUCACGUGUAUAGAACAGACAUUGUUACAUGACUUUCCUCUAUUUUAUUGUUUAGAUUCUGCAUUGUUGUUUGUUUAUCUCCUUUCACUAUGUAAGAUAGAUUUUUUUGAGUUUAAUUGCCUGGAAUUGCCCCGUAUAAAUGGGGAACAAAGAAAACUUUGUGGUUCAACUCAAUUGUUUUUGAAAGAUGAUGGAAACCUUUGGAGAUUUAUUGAAGUACACACACUGGUAUACAUACAUGCAUACACACACACACACACACACACACACACACACACAGUCGAGUUUGAAAUGUUGUUAUUACUCUCAAGACCUCGAAACCAAAGCUGUUUAACCUGCUAAGGAUGCUUUAAAUUUUAUAGACUGAAAACUGUAUGUAUUAUAUAGAGCAAUAUCUGUCCGGUCAGUUAAGCUGCACUUUGUGUAUUUCUUAACAGCUUCAAGUCUGUCACAUUAAUUUGUACCAUAUAAAAAAAUUAAUAAUAAACAGUUGUUUGACAUGAA
Molecule: messenger RNA, 4988 nt
Organism: Carassius carassius (crucian carp)
Lineage: Eukaryota; Metazoa; Chordata; Actinopteri; Cypriniformes; Cyprinidae
Gene: pou6f2
Product: POU class 6 homeobox 2
Exons: 10
Coding region: 224-2272 (682 amino acids)
Biological process (GO): regulation of transcription by RNA polymerase II
Molecular function (GO): DNA-binding transcription factor activity, RNA polymerase II-specific; RNA polymerase II cis-regulatory region sequence-specific DNA binding
Source: RefSeq, a predicted model, not a curated record